AAACAAAAGAGAGAAGUAAUAUUAUAUUGAUUAUCAAGACCCAUAAAUGAAAAGAUUGCAUUAUUAUUAAUAUUUAUCUCAUAGUUUUAAAACACAAAAUAAAUUUUUCCAUUUUUCUGUACAUUUCCCAUUCGAUUUUCAGAAUGGAUAAUCAUCACUUGUAUUCAUUCGACGAGAAUUGCUGGUCUGAUCUGAUUGAUUACAGCAACCUGUUAAACGACGUCGAGCCAAUUGAUCUUUCGUGGAAUCCUCCGCCCCACACCCAAAGUAAUGCGGCGGGAGUAGAUGUCUCUCUUUGUGGAACUAUAUCACAAGGAAGUGAAUGUGCAGAAAAAGAAUGCCUCAGAAACAGGGAACACGGCGAUCUGUGCAGAGAAGUUAGAACUAAAGCCUGUCGCGAGAGAAUAAGGAGAGAAAAAUUGAACAACAGGUUCUCAGAAUUGUGUGCUAUUCUGGAACUGGGGAGACCCGUGAAAUUUGACAAAUUGGCCAUACUUGGAGAUGCCAUCAAAGUUCUGAACCAGCUAAAAGCUGAAUCUGAAGAGUAUAAAGAGAUGAAUGAAAAACUUUUGGAAGAGAUCAGGAUAUUGAAGGCAGAGAAGAAUGAACUUCGUGACGAGAAACUUGUACUGAGAGCAGACAAGGAAAGGAUGGAGCAGCAACUGAAAGCCAUGCCUCUUCCACCUGCCGGGUUCAUGCCGGCACAUCCACCAGUAUAUCUGGGCGGGUCAAACAAGAUGCCGAUGUAUCCAGGCUACAGUUUUGUCCCAAUGUGGCAGUAUCUCCCGCAAUCUAACCGUGAUACUUCUCAAGAUCAUAAACUCAGGCCUCCUGCUGCUUGAUGCUUUCAAAAGUAUGUCUCAAGAAUCUUCAUCAUCCAUUGCUGUCUACCAAUAUCUUUGAUAUUGUCUUAAUUUUUGUAGUUUUGAGUAUUGAUGAAUGACUAGCAAUUAAUUAGGAGGGAAUUGGAUAACGUUAUUGUAUCGA
Messenger RNA from Olea europaea var. sylvestris, 987 nucleotides. Its product is annotated as transcription factor bHLH104-like. The record is from RefSeq and is a predicted model, not a curated record. Gene Ontology annotation, biological process: intracellular iron ion homeostasis; regulation of DNA-templated transcription. NCBI's taxonomy places the organism in Eukaryota, Viridiplantae, Streptophyta, Magnoliopsida, Lamiales, Oleaceae. The coding region runs from base 144 to 842 and encodes 232 amino acids. Gene Ontology annotation, molecular function: protein dimerization activity; DNA-binding transcription factor activity. The transcript is spliced from 5 exons.